AUGGCCCUCCUGCUCUCUUUACUGACAGCCCUGGUGGUGUUCAGUUGUGGCCCUGCUCCAUCUCUGGGUUGUGAUCUGCCUCAAAACCACACCGUGGCUAGUGAGAAGACCGUUGACCUUCUGGACCAAAUGCAGAGAUGCCCCACUUUCUUCUGUCUGGAUGACAGAAAGGACUUCAGGUUCCCCCAGGAGAUGGUAGAUGGCAGCCAGCUCCAGAAGGCCCAGGCCAUCGUUUUCCUCCACGAGAUGCUCCAGCAGAUCUUUGAACUCUUCCGUACAAUGGACUCCUUUGCUGCUUGGAACACUACCCUCCUGAACCAGCUCCUCAAUGGGCUCCCUGAACAGCAGGAAGACCUGGAGACCUGCUUCAUGCAGGCAAUGGAAGAGGGAAAAUCUGCCCUGCCCAUUGAGGGCCCUGCACUGGCUGUGAAGGAGUACUUUGAGGGAAUCCGUUUCUAUCUGAAAGAGAAGGAAUACAGUGACUGUGCCUGGGAAGUUGUCAGAGUGGAAAUCAGGAGAUCCUUCUCUUCAUCAACAGCCUUGCAAGAAAGGUUAAGAAGAAAGGAUGGUGACAUGAGUUCAUCUUGA
Molecule: messenger RNA, 588 nt
Organism: Loxodonta africana (African savanna elephant)
Lineage: Eukaryota; Metazoa; Chordata; Mammalia; Proboscidea; Elephantidae
Product: interferon omega-1-like
Exons: 1
Coding region: 1-588 (195 amino acids)
Biological process (GO): defense response
Cellular component (GO): extracellular region
Molecular function (GO): cytokine receptor binding
Source: RefSeq, a predicted model, not a curated record